GUGAUUAUUAUUGAUAUUAUUGUUAUUAUUGCUGUUGCUGGAUGUGAUGCUGCUGCCCUCUGUGUGCGGAUCCCAUGAAAUCACGUUCAUCAGCACAGACAUGGCGUCUGGACGGGCGUCGCAUCUGUUCAACUGAAGCUUUAUGAUUCUGGUCGAGUUUAGGAAGAAAACGCAGCAAGAUGCCGCAGAAGAUGCUGGGCUCCGUGGUGGGACUCCUCUGCACAGGGGCGUGUUUGGUUGAGGCGAAGGAGUUUUGUUUCGGAGUGAACAAUGAACAGUACCGCUGUGAGAUGGGCUACUGCUGCGGAGAGACCGAGUGCUGCACUUACUAUUACGAGCUCUGGUGGUUCUGGCUGGUCUGGACUCUCAUCAUCAUGCUGAGCUGCUGCUGCGCCUACAGACACCGGCGAGUGAAGAUGCGUCUGCAGCAGGAGCAGAGACAGAGAGAGAUCAGUCUGAUGGCGUAUCAGGGUGCCUCCAGCGCCUUCAUCACUCCUCCUCCUCCUCUCAACCUGCGCUUCUGGACGGACUGUAAGCUGCCCGACUACGAGGAGGUGAUGGCUCACCCACCCACACCUCCUCCACCCUACUCCCCUCCGGAGCCUCAGGGGCCGCUGGAGCCUCAGGAGACGCCGCAGGAGCCCGAGGAGCCCAGCGGCCGGCGCAGACACGUGACCGGAGACUCGGGCAUCGAGGUGUGUGUGUGCCAGCUGGACGAGGGCUCAGGGCCCGAGGAGGAGGCCCCGUGUCAGGGGCCCGCCGGCUGUGAUCAGGAGUGAGGAGCCCGGGAGAGACUGUGUCUCCUGAGCAGCGUAACGCCUCAAGUGUGUCUCUGACUGCACCGUGUGUUUCCGUUUCCCAGAAUCCCUCUCGCUUCCCUCUCACACACUUAACCAAUCACACACACCACGGUUUGAUUCUCACAGCUGCCCUGAGACCUCAGCCCAGAGCCACACACACACACACACAGACAGAGCGUCUCUCUCACACACACACACACUCUCACAGGGCGGUGUGUGUAGUUUGUGAUUAUUGUGCUGAUAAACACACAGUCAGCUGAUCGUCUCAUCGUGGCCUUACCUGUUUCACACGGCUGCUGUAAAGAAGCGUGCCGUCCCGUGUGUGUGUGUGUGUGUGUGUGUGUGUGAACAGUCACAUGACUCUCCUCUAUGAUUAGUGUUCAUUAGUGAAGCACAGAUGUGGUCAGAUGCGAUGUGUGUGUCUGCAUUAAGGGCUAAAAUCAAGAUCAGAAUGUUUGCGGUUGGUUUUCUGGUGUCCGUGGUGUUUUUCACACGUCUCUGUUGCACUGAUGGACGGCGUCGUCCACAAAAUUCUUUGACUCCAGCUCAAUUCCCACAACGUUUACAGACUCUGUGCCUUUCCCGGUGGAAAUCCAGACUAACUAACUAACUAACUAACUAGGCUAUGCAAAACCCCAGGACUCUCUGUUAUGAGCUGCAGUAACGAGCAAUACUCGACUCCUUCCCUGUGUGAUCAGCGCGCAAGCGUUCACUUUAUUUCCUCACCAUCUGUCCACGAGUGAAAGUCAUGACGUGUUUCUCUACUAACUCUCGUAUAACUUGUUUUGGAUUCUUCAGCGUUCUCCGGCGUCACCGGUCCCGUUACGCUGGUGCUCUGAAAUAUGAAGCCUUUGACAUCGAGCAGCUCCGAGUCUGUUGUCAAAUGUGUGAUUAAUACAAAGACGUUUAAUAUCGAGCCAAAUCACAGCGCAAACCAGUUCUUCUAUAAGCACGUUGAACUGUUUUACUUCAUACUCGUUUAUAACAGUAGUUCUCUGCUGAAGUGUGUACCGUAUUUACUUGACUCUACUGACGGUCGGUGAGCGUUUCUGAUAGCAGCUAGUAGUGAUGAUGAUGAUGAUGAUGAUGAUGAUGAUUUCUGCCAAACAGCAGCUGAUGUGGAGAUGUUCACAGACAUACAGACUCGUUUGUGGUUCCAGCACUGAGCUCUGUGUGGCGUUUCUACUGUCGGUUCUUUAGCAAGACGUCUGCUGUGUCUCUAUAGUCAUUUGUAUUUUAUUUUUGUAAUAAAAUAAUAAACCAGCUUUGGCACUGA
Puntigrus tetrazona (Sumatra barb) is the source of this 2076-nucleotide messenger RNA. RefSeq names its product WW domain binding protein 1 (gene wbp1). Lineage: Eukaryota; Metazoa; Chordata; Actinopteri; Cypriniformes; Cyprinidae. Bases 180 to 779 code for a protein of 199 amino acids. The record is from RefSeq and is a predicted model, not a curated record. The transcript is spliced from 4 exons.